CACACAUCGAGUUGAAGGAUUCGAAAACCCCGAGGAAACUAAUCAUGUCGGACGCCGCCGCCCCCGCACAGGACACGCCCAGACAGGAGGAGGACUCGCGCAAGGUGAACCUUGUGUCCAUGGACGGCGACAGCUUCGAGGUGUCACGAGGUGUUGCAGCCAUGAGCGAGCUGGUCAAGACGCUCAUUUCCGAUGAUGCCGAUGACGACGAAGUGCAGGAGAUUCCUUUGCCGAACGUCAAGAGCCCCGUGCUGUCCAAGGUGAUUGAGUUCUGCAGCCAUCACCACAACAACCCCAUGCGCGAGAUCGAGAAGCCCCUCAAGAGCGCUGACAUGCACGAUGUGGUGUCGGACUGGGACGCCAACUUCGUGGACAUUGAGCAGGAGAUUCUGUUCGAGCUCAUCUUGGCUGCCAACUACAUGGACAUCAAGAGUCUGCUGGACCUGGCCUGCGCAAAGGUAGCUAGUAUGAUCAAGGGGAAGACCCCCCAGGAGAUCCGCGAGACGUUCAACAUUGUCAACGACUUUACCCCCGAGGAGGAGGCGCAGAUCCGAGAGGAGAACAAGUGGUGCGAGGAGGCGUAAGCUUUAAAGAGUCCAUGAACACCACCCCAACGGAGAGCUCUGGCCAGCAGAGCGGACGUGUACGUUUUACGAUUCCCGUUUCCAGUGACCAGCGAACAUGCAGGAAACAAGACGUCUUCGCUGGCUCUGCGGCGUGCGCUUGGUAGCGAGCAUCGGUGGAAGAAGAACGAGGAGGGAGGAGUUUGCAGCUUACUCUCGACAUGUUUUUGAGUUUUGAAGCCGAAAUGAAAUAUCUCGCACGUUUAUUUUUUAA
This is a messenger RNA of Phytophthora infestans T30-4, 837 nucleotides long. RefSeq names its product S-phase kinase-associated protein 1A. The coding region runs from base 45 to 584 and encodes 179 amino acids. The transcript is spliced from 3 exons. The record is from RefSeq and is a predicted model, not a curated record. Gene Ontology annotation, cellular component: cytoplasm; nucleus. NCBI's taxonomy places the organism in Eukaryota, Oomycota, Peronosporomycetes, Peronosporales, Peronosporaceae. Gene Ontology annotation, molecular function: cullin family protein binding. Gene Ontology annotation, biological process: SCF-dependent proteasomal ubiquitin-dependent protein catabolic process.